Molecule: messenger RNA, 411 nt
Organism: Neltuma alba
Lineage: Eukaryota; Viridiplantae; Streptophyta; Magnoliopsida; Fabales; Fabaceae
Product: seed trypsin/chymotrypsin inhibitor TI5-72-like
Exons: 1
Coding region: 1-411 (136 amino acids)
Cellular component (GO): extracellular region
Molecular function (GO): serine-type endopeptidase inhibitor activity
Source: RefSeq, a predicted model, not a curated record
AUGGUUCUGAGCAAGAAGCCGGCGAUGAUGAUGGUGGGUGCGGUUCUGUUCCUGAUGGCUUUCGCUGAUGCAGCCUGCUACAACAAGACCUUCUGCACAGCCUGCUGCAACAAGUCCCUCUGCACAGAGUCAAGCUCUCCUCAAUGCCACUGCGGCGACGUCGGAGAAGCUUGCCCCCCUGCUUGCAAGGCCUGUCACUACCCUUGCUCAUAUCCUCCCCAGUGUCGCUGUGCUGACACCGCCAAUCUCUGCUAUGAUAAAUAUUCCUCCUGUGCUUAUCCUCCGCAGUGUCGCAGUGCUGACACUGCCAAUUUCUGCUAUGAUAAAUAUUCCUCCUGUGCUUAUCCUCCGCAGUGUCGCAGUGCUGACACUGCCAAUUUCUGCUAUGAUAAAUGUUCCUCUUGUGCUUAA